This is a messenger RNA of Heterobilharzia americana, 437 nucleotides long. NCBI's taxonomy places the organism in Eukaryota, Metazoa, Platyhelminthes, Trematoda, Strigeidida, Schistosomatidae. The record is from the annotation of a GenBank genome assembly.
AUGACAGAGAAACGCCCUGCACGAAUCAGAAAGGUUCAAAAUUAUUCUUUACUGGCAGGUGAUAGUGAUAAUGAGUUUUUUGAAGAUUGCGAACCAGUCAAACACAAAAAGUCUGAUGAUGAUGAUGAGAAGUCAGCAAGCAAACCUACAAAAGCUAAAAAGAAAACGGUGAAGAACAAGUCGGCAACAAUACAGUCUGAAACAACUCCUGCACUAAGAGAGAAACCACCCGAGAAAAUCAACGUUGAAGCAAAACAGAUUAAUUGCAUUUCUACAGUUUCCCACUCUGAAACAUCCAGACCAACUGUAUCACUUUCCAGCCCAAAAACCUUGUCAAAAUCUGUUCCUUGUACCCCUGUUCAUUCACCUUCACCGCUUUCUAAUCUGACUACGCCACCCUCUUUAGGUAAAACCUUUUUCCCUGUCACUCCAUCUAG